Molecule: messenger RNA, 1790 nt
Organism: Drosophila simulans
Lineage: Eukaryota; Metazoa; Arthropoda; Insecta; Diptera; Drosophilidae
Gene: UbcE2H
Product: ubiquitin-conjugating enzyme E2 H
Exons: 1
Coding region: 1-552 (183 amino acids)
Biological process (GO): protein polyubiquitination; ubiquitin-dependent protein catabolic process
Cellular component (GO): nucleus
Molecular function (GO): ubiquitin conjugating enzyme activity
Source: RefSeq, a predicted model, not a curated record
AUGUCCUCGCCCAGUGCCGGAAAGCGACGCAUGGACAACGAUGUGAUCAAGCUGAUCGAAUCGAAGCACGAGGUGACGAUCCUGGGAGGCCUCAACGAGUUCCACGUCAAGUUCUUCGGCCCAACGGAGACGCCCUACGAGGGCGGCGUGUGGAAGGUGCGCGUCUACCUGCCCGACAACUAUCCCUUCAAGUCACCCAGCAUUGGUUUUGUGAACAAGAUCUACCAUCCGAACAUUGACGAAUCCUCUGGGACGGUGUGCCUGGAUGUGAUCAAUCAGGCCUGGACGGCGUUGUACGAUCUAUCGAACAUCUUUGAAUCGUUCUUGCCGCAGCUGCUCACAUAUCCCAAUCCGGUCGAUCCGCUCAAUCGGGACGCGGCCGCAUUGUACCUGCACGAGCCGGAGGAGUACCAUCGCAAGGUGGCCGACUAUGUGCAGCGCUAUGCCACCGAGGACGCGUUGCGGGCGGCGCAGCAGGAGCGGGAGAGCAGCGACAGCGAGUCGAGCAUGUCCGACUACAGUGAGGAUGAGGCCAGGGACAUGGAGUUAUAAUAUCGGUUGGAACGCCAGCCUACGGAACUACCGCUAACACUAACACUGACAACAGCCUAAUACAAAUGCUUCGAGAAUCCAUUUUCCCGCCACCCAAUCUCCCCAACCAAACACACUCACUUAUACUGUCACCAUACCCCUUCAGUUGGCGAUGGAACAACAAGCAACAAUAUAUAUAUACACAUAUAUAUAUAUAUAAUAAUAAUUGAUAAAUGAUAAUUGGAUUUUAAGAUAGAAAGUGAUUCGAUGAUGGCGUGUGAUGAUCAGCGCACACACGCAGAUACAUAUAAAUAUAUACAUAAUAUAUAUAUAUAUAUACACUAAUGUAAGCAGAAAGAAAAACAAGAUUUAAAAACUCUUAGUUUAGCCAUCAGUAGCUGAUAACAAAACGGAUUGGAGCAACGAUCGUAACAGAUCAUAGCAGAUAUAUAGACCACAGCAGAAAAAAAUGGAACGGAUGGAAGAGCAAAAUGGAAACAAACAGAAUAGAAACACAAACAAACAAACAAACAAACAAAACCGAUAAAAUACAGAUAGCAGAGAUAAAAGCAUAGAUGCAAGCGCAAUUUAAAUGGUUAAUAAUAGUAAGUGCACAUGCAAUGCGAAAUCUGAUGAGAAAUUGCUUUGGCCUUGAUCUGGCAUUAAACAGACUUCGAUGCUCGUCGUUCUUUAGAGUUUAGCAAUGGAGUAUCAAGUUGAUAGAAAACGUAAACACAAGUACCACCAUCAAACAUAAGUUUUUGGAAAGCCCACACCACAUGAAAACCAAGCGACGAUAACCCAAUAUAUCCAAUUUGCAAUCCAGAGGAACGGAAACCUUACGACGAUCGAUCGAUCAACAAAAGUGCGAAUUAUUUGUUUCUAUGUACGUGUGUGUACUUCAUAUGUUUGUCUUGUUUUGGUUCUGUUUAAUUGUAAGCCCGAAUUUUUUAUUGUCUGUAUAUGUGUAUGUUUAUUAAGAUAUUUGGAAACCGCGGAAAAUCAUCAUCUGACUUAGCAGCACUUUCCCUGCCGAAGUGAAAAAAAAAGAAAUACGAUCGAUACUAAAUGAAACGAAAUAGAAAGCCAAGACAAAUCCUAGAGGAAACGCAUGGAGGUGAUUGCGUGGAACAGACAGAAUAAUCGUUGCAGUUCUUUUUCUUGUUAAUUAAUCUUAUUAUACGGUUAUUAUGUAAUAUUUUAAAAUAGGAUUCGAAUUGAUCAUGUAAUUAAAUGCAAUAAUUCUUAUGUCUAACUUA